AUGGCAUUGCAAAUUGUGAAACGACUUGCUCGUAGCCGACUUGGUGGGAUCUACUCCUCCUCCUUUCCAAACCCUACCCUUUUCAAUCGGAGCUUCUCCUCCGAAUCCAAUCUGAUCCGCGCUACUCUCUUCCCCGGCGAUGGUAUCGGGCCUGAAAUCGCUGAAUCCGUGAAACAGGUAUUCAGAAUUGCUGGUGUGCCGAUUGAGUUGGAAGAACGCUGUGUGGGGACAGAGAUAUAUCCAAGAACCCAAAGUUUUUUAACAUGGGAAAGUCUUGAAUCUGUGCGACAAAACAAGGUUGGUUUGAAAGGGCCAAUGGCCACACCAAUUGGGAAAGGCCAUCGCUCUCUUAAUCAUACCUUGAGGAAGGAACUCACUCUAUAUGCCAAUGUUAGGCCCUGCUAUAGCCUACCAGGGUACAAAACUAAGUACCAAAAGAUCUAA
Messenger RNA from Fraxinus pennsylvanica, 444 nucleotides. The record is from the annotation of a GenBank genome assembly. NCBI's taxonomy places the organism in Eukaryota, Viridiplantae, Streptophyta, Magnoliopsida, Lamiales, Oleaceae.